AUGACGCAAGCUAUUCUGCUAUUCUCUCCGGAGAGUUCCCUUAUUUUGUCCUACUCGAGGAAAGUCAAAGUCCGAACCCACUGGGUGUUGCAGGGGCUGGCCACUGUCUGUGCCAUCGUAGGCUUGGCCAUUAUCAGCUAUAACAAAUAUACGAAUGACAAACCACAUUUUACCAGCUGGCACGGUCUGGUUGGGUUGGCAACUGUCCUGUACACUUGCCUGCAGUCUGCUGGUGGGGUGACUCUGCUGUAUCCCAAACUGAUGAGGAAAUGGUCCCUGGCCAAACUGAAAUCGUAUCACGCCACCUCUGGACUUGUUGGCUACCUGCUAGGCUGCACCAGUAUGCUUUUGGGCAUGUGUUCAGCAUGGUUCACAGGGAUAGUGACUGGUGUUAGCUGGUAUCUGGCCAUUAGCUGCCCUGUUCUGUUGGCAUUGGUCCUCAUGAACCAAAUUACUAAUGCCUACCUGAGGAAAAAGAGGAUACAGCCUUGA
Messenger RNA from Amblyraja radiata (thorny skate), 492 nucleotides. RefSeq names its product cytochrome b561 family, member D2 (gene cyb561d2). The transcript has a single exon. Gene Ontology annotation, molecular function: transmembrane monodehydroascorbate reductase activity. The record is from RefSeq and is a predicted model, not a curated record. NCBI's taxonomy places the organism in Eukaryota, Metazoa, Chordata, Chondrichthyes, Rajiformes, Rajidae. The coding region runs from base 1 to 492 and encodes 163 amino acids. Gene Ontology annotation, cellular component: endoplasmic reticulum.